ACCUAUGGAUUCACCAAUCGAUACAUUCAAAUCUCUGCACGAGUCAUCCGUAAAAUUACACGCCUUCUCCUCUACUCUUUUCUCCAUAUAUUCAUUUUAUUUACACAUUUUGUUGCUCAUCGUUUCCAGCGUUUUUUUUAUAGUUUGAAAAAAAAUUCCACGCGUAAACGCACUGUGCUUCCAUGGUUCUUACAAUCUACGAUUAUGUAGCCUACGUAGAUUUCGAACUCGUGUAUUUGCAGCUUACAGUCUCACGUACGUUGUACAAAUCGUGCAUUUUCGGUUACAAUUAAGAGCACAGCGAUCAAAAAGGCCUUUCAGUUACAAGUUCGUUGAUCAUUACGAUCGUUUUAGUAACUUUUGCAUUAUGCAUAGACAAAGAAUAUCGUGAUCGUGAUGCGCUUGCUCGUGGCGACCUCUUUGUUCGAUAUAUAUGUCAUUGGUCACUGAGUAUAUCGGUAAGUAUUUACACCUACAAGUUUUCACGUGUUUUGCGAUUUUGACUUUUAACCAACUUUGAACAAUACGAAUGGCAAAUCCGAUAUAAUUUAACAUUUUUGGUAUAUCUGCAUUUUCAAAAUGCAAGUAUCUUGCCCGAACGAUGUAAAAAUAUAUAAUUUAAGCGCUGGAAAGUCUCUGCCGGAGAUAUUCGACGUCGAAUUGAACUUAUCCAAGAUUUUGACAUGCCUGGCAUCAGCUCUUCCAUCAAAGUUACAAACGACGGACAAUAUAUAUUAGCAACAGGUAUAUACAAGCCACGUGUAAAAUGCUUCGACGUAAAGAACCUGUCUCUGAAGUUUGAAAGAUGUUUUGACUCUGAAGUUGCUGCAUUCGACAUAUUGUCGGAUGAUUAUAGCAAAUUGGUAUUUCUGCGCUGCGACCGAAGCGUCGAGUUCCACGUUGCUUAUGGAAAAUAUUACAUACUCAGAGUACCUCGUUUUGGAAGGGAUCUAAAAUAUCGUUAUCCAUCUUGCGAUCUUUUUAUAGCGGGAGAUAGUAACGAGAUUUACAGAAUAAAUCUUGAAAGAGGACAAUUUCUGCAGUCCUUGUCGACAGAGGCAUCGUCUGUAAAUAAGUGUGAAAUCAAUCCAGUACAUCAUCUUCUUGCUAUCGGAACAGAAGAGGGAAAGAUAGAAGCGUGGGAUCCUCGAGUCAAAAACAGAGUUGGUACUUUGGAUUGUGCUUUACAUUGCGUUGGAGAAAACAAAUUAGAAAAAGUUCCUGCCGUUACCAGUUUAAAAUAUCAAGCGGGUUUAACACUUGGAGUAGGCACAUCAACCGGACAAAUAUUAUUGUACGAUAUUCGUUCCAGUAAACCAUUUUUAAUAAAAGAUCACAUGUACGGGCUGCCUAUUAAAAAUAUUGAAUUUCAUCAAACAACGAAUACGGUCUAUUCCAUGGAUAGUUCCGUCGUGAAAAUAUGGGAAAGAAACAGCGUAAGUGAAAUUUACGAGUCGAUAGAUGAAAAAGGCAAACAACAAUGGCGAUAUAUUCGAGGUAAAUUGUACACGUCCAUAGAAGCUCAGCACGAUUUUAACGAUAUGUGUGUCAUACCAAACACUGGAAUGCUUUUAAUUGCCAAUGAAAAUACAAAGAUGCAAACGUUUUACAUUCCUUCCCUCGGUCCAGCUCCCUAUUGGUGCAGUUUUCUAGAUAAUCUAACGGAAGAAUUGGAAGAAUUGAAUCACGAAAUCAUUUAUGAUGAUUAUAAAUUUGUAACUGAAAAAGAGUUGGAAGAAUUAAGUCUUUCGCAUUUGAAAGGUACUAAUCUUCUUAGGGCUUACAUGCAUGGCUAUUUCAUGGACAUUCGAUUAUAUAGGAAAGCAAGAGAUGUAACGAAACCGUUUGAAUUCGAACACUAUAAAAAGAAGAAAAUUCAGCAAAAAAUAGAAGAAAUUCGUGGUAGCAGGGUACAGAUUCAAAAACUACCGAGUGUAAACAAAGAACUCGCAUCGAAGUUGAUGGACGACGAGACAAAUGCAAAAAAGAAGAAAAAGAAUUCUUCCAAUCUACUAACGGACGAACGUUUUAAACAACUAUUUACUAAUCCAGAUUUUGAAGUGGACAAAAAUUCGGCAGAGUAUACAUUGUUAAAUCCUGUUAUUUCACAACUUGACAAACACAAAACGAAGAGGUUGAAAGCCAAAGCGGAUGAGACAGAAAUGAAAGAAAAAGUUGAAAUCGAUCACAUAGAAGAUGAACAUCAUGAUAACAGCUCAGACGAGAGCUUUAUUCACGAUGAUAGCAGUUCAGAAGACGAAAAACAAUGGAUCAAGGAAAUGAAAAAUCAAUACCGAUUGAUAAAAAAGAAUGAAAGACAAAUACAAAAAAAUAAUGAAAGUAUGGCAGAUACAAAUGAACUUGGUACGAACGAACCUCAGUUCUAUGAAAUCAAAGAACACGUAGAAUUCAAAGAUGCAAAACCAGUAGCAAAAAAACAAAGCAAAAACAGACAAGAAGAAAAUUGCAGGUGAAGAGACACGAAAAAGAAUACAAACACUUGUUAAGACCAGUAGGAAAUUUAUACAAAAAGAGACGUUAAUAUUAAUAGCUGUAUAAUUUGUUAAAUGCCAAUUCUUUUAAAGAAUAAACAAUAUUUUUACAUCGCUAUUAUUCGUUAUGUUCCGAAGAAUAAAUCGUCAUAUUCCUUUGCUUUACCGCCCCGUAUUAGAAAUUGCUUAUACCGCAAAUAAGUUUGUGUAUUUCGACGCGAUGCGUGUACGGAUAUCUCGACAAAGGUGAAGUGUCAUCUCGAAAGAGCGAUACAACAAACUUUCAUACGUUAGGGUGAAUCACACGGAGUAUCGAUACAAAUGUUUUCUUUUCAAGUUCGAAAGUAUUCUACCCGUUCGUCGAAAAAAAUGACAUUAGCAAGCAAUAACGAAUCAAAAAAUGGAAAGGACCCUCCUCAGCAAAAUCACGAGGAAGGAAUUCCGGAAUCUACACCAUCUAGAUUAUCAGAUUUACGUAUGCAAAGUACAGAGAUCGGUGAAAUUACAGAAAUGCCAGAUUUUGAAAUGCUCAAUACAUCAGCGGUACUUCAUUAUUGCGAACAUAAAAUUUUAAGGCCAUAUCUGAGGCUGUUAGGAGUAAUGGGUUUAAAACCAAUAAGCAACGAUGAUUCGCAACGAUGCACUUGUUACUGUAUUUUUGCAAAUCUUCAUACUUGUCAAGUUGCAAUAUUUAUGUGUAUCGGAUAUGUACUGCAAUACAUGGCAUGUUUUAGGUAAUAACAUCCGAUACAAUAUACCUUCCAUAUAGCUAUUAUCAAGUACGAUCGAUUUUUUAGAAGAGACAGAGGUUUUUGUUACAAAACAACGACUUUGAGGUUUCAACUUACAUCCAGUAUCGACGAGGAAAGUUCCAAAGAAAUCACUUGUUUUGGAAAUGUCAUAUUUAGUUAUCUGAUUCCCAGUAUUUUACAUUUAGUUGCAUACGUAUAUACAGUAUAUCUGUUUCGAAUUAAACAAAACGAACAAUUGCAAAAUUUAAUGGAACGAGCAUUUCUUUUGUCCUCUAACUCCGUAAACCAUGGAAAUCAAAGGAGGCUCGUACGGAUAUUGUGGUUUUUCAUAGCAUUGAGCCUCGUAUGGAUAAUCAUGGCGUUAGUUACAGUAAAUGUAUUAAUGGCUCAAGAAAGCAUUGUAUUUCAAUGGUUAGAACACAGGCAAGUUGCUCAACAUUAAUUUGUUUUUUGUCUUUUUUUCACCGAACCAUAUUAAAUUUCACACUUGUUCCAAAUUUAUCAUUUUUUGCAUAGUCAAAUAAAAAUAACAUUGAAGGUACUUUUAAUCAUAUGCACAUUAUGGCACGAUAUGGUUCAAGGAACAAUUAUAACCAGUUACUGCUUGCAAGGUCAGCUUUUACUGGCACAUCUAUAUUUUCUACGUGAAAAAUUACUUCACCAUACUUUACCUCCUAUAGAUUGGAUGAAGGUUUGUAAUUCGAUUGAUCUGUACAAUUGUUCUAUUAACCGUUGUCAAUAAUAAAGAGAGAAAAACGAAGAAACAAGUAGAAGAGGGAAAACCAAAAUUGCGUUUGUUACUUCUUAUGUCACAGGAAAUUAGUGAAUUUAGAAAGCUAUUGAAAUAUUUCAACGACGAUUUAGGGCCGGCUGUAUGCAUCUACACAGUUGUAAAUUUAUCAUGGGCUGCAGCAGGCACCAUUUGGUUACUCCGAUACGAUAACAGCGAUAUGCAAUCUAAUCCUGUCACAUGGAUCGAAACACUAAACGUAAUUCUUUGGAUUUUAAUAUCAAUAGUUCCUUUCAUCCAGGCAGCUCGCUUAACAACUGCUUGUUCUAUGAUUCAAAGUAUAGGACACGAAGUGCGCAUUCGACCAUUUGUCUAUCAGAGUACACCUGGCGAAGAUCUUGAUACUAUACUUUUAUAUACAUCGUCGUUGAAAAUGUACGCCAGAUUAUUUAGAAUACCAAUUACAGGUAGAUAUCUUUGUCUCCUUCUCAGCAUAGGUAGUAUGUCGAUUCUCACACUAGGACAGUGUCAAUUCUUCUAACAUGUAAAGAACUUGAUUCAAGUAAAGUAUCUUUUUUGUACAUGGUAUCUAUUUAUCAUUUCAUACGUAAAUCGAUACUAAUAACCUUGGGGUCAAUUUGGAGUCAAAUCUAUAUUCAUAAAAUUUUAGUCCUAUAUCGUACAUGUCCUACACGUUGUAUUUGUUUUAUACUUAUCGAGUUGCGAAAAUAUGUACGUAGUUAUCAAAUUAAAAAUGUUGAUACAUGAAUUCGGUAUAGAGUACCGAAGUAGCAACGCGCGUAACAAUUGUUAAUAAUUAACCGAUUAAAUAAAAAUCCAUAUUCAAAACUUGUGCAUUUUUUGUACACAAUUUCUGUAUUCUUCUUUUUAAACACAUUGCAUUAUUCAGAGAGUAAUAAAAAUUUGAAUGAAACAAGACAAAGAAUCAAGACAAGACGGUAUCACAUUGUUUCAUGGAGUACGAUUUUCGAAAAUUCACAUACUAAUCUGUUCACUAACUAAUUUUACAAAUGAAAAUUUGUGAAAGUGGAACUAACCUCUUCAUCGUAUCAUUAGAAAAACAAAUUUUAUCAAUGAAAAUCGAAUUUUUAAACUACUCAAAAAUGAAAUUAAAGUUUCAACUCCAAAAAACACUCUUUGCAAAAUAUCGCACCGAUUCGUUACGAGAUCAAUCAAUCAAUCGCAUUUAAUGCGAAUUGCUCGGUUUCGUAGGUACGACGGUCGGUAAACUAGCGAUUCACCGUACUACGAAAGGAACUGUACACUUUGUUAUU
Messenger RNA from Heterotrigona itama, 5269 nucleotides. The record is from the annotation of a GenBank genome assembly. Lineage: Eukaryota; Metazoa; Arthropoda; Insecta; Hymenoptera; Apidae.